Aspergillus homomorphus CBS 101889 is the source of this 2542-nucleotide messenger RNA. RefSeq names its product kinesin family protein. NCBI's taxonomy places the organism in Eukaryota, Fungi, Ascomycota, Eurotiomycetes, Eurotiales, Aspergillaceae. Gene Ontology annotation, biological process: microtubule-based movement. The record is from RefSeq and is a predicted model, not a curated record. Gene Ontology annotation, cellular component: kinesin complex; nucleus; microtubule. The coding region runs from base 79 to 2295 and encodes 738 amino acids. Gene Ontology annotation, molecular function: ATP hydrolysis activity; ATP binding; microtubule binding. The transcript is spliced from 7 exons.
AGAACGCCGCAAUAUCUCUGCUCGAAACAGGAACGCCAGCCUUCGAUGCGGACAGGCACUUACUAACCAGCAGCAAACAUGACUUCCACAAAACCCGCUCCCGCAUCCCUGUUCCAGGUCUAUCUUCGCCUGCGCCCUCCUAUGUCCCAGCAUGAAGAAGACCAAGCCGAACGUUGCUUGACCAUCGAGCCUGCAGACCAGAAAUACACCACAGACGACGAACAAAAUGUAUCUCCUACCCAUAUCACUCUGCAGCCACCGAGCGACUCCCGGAAGCGUGCCGUUGAGAAGUUUGGCUUCACAAAGGUGUUCGACGAGUCCGCUUCUCAACUGGGCGUCUUCGAGGGUACGGGACUGGAGAGUUUGAUUAAGGGCGUGUUGUCGGAAGGGCGCGACGGCCUAGUUGCGACCUUGGGUGUCACAGGUAGCGGAAAGAGUCAUACCAUUCUGGGCUCUAAGACGCAGAGAGGUAUUACUCAGAUGAGCUUGGAUGUGAUCUUCCGGUCCCUCGCUUCGACUAUCAGGCCCCUCGACAACUUUAUCAGCCCCCUGCUUCUAUCCUCUGUUGCUGCCGCCGAUGCUUCCGAAGCCCAAAUCUUCAGUGCGCAAACGUUCCUCGAAGCCGUAUAUGGCGAAUCGACCGAUCGUGGCAGAAGUCCCAGAGCUCAGACCCCGAUGAGCGCUGGGAGAGCCCAUACUCCCAUGGCGGAACCCAUGCCAGCUCUCAUAUUUCCCCGUCGUCAAAUGCCGUUGCGGGCUAGUGCCCUUCCUCGAUCGCCCGAUGUCAGUCAUCUCACAAUGGAGCUCAACCCACACUCGGAAUACGUUGUUCUCGUGUCGAUGUAUGAAGUGUACAACGAUCGCAUCUUUGACCUUCUCUCGCCGGCCAUAGUCCCUGGACAAGGAAGCACAAUGACCCGCCCGGGAGGUACGCAGAAGGAUCGGCGCAGACCUCUGUUUUUCAAGUCCACGGAGGGCUCGCCUGACCGGAAGGUCGUUGCCGGACUGCGCAAGAUUGCAUGCAGCACUUACGAAGAGGCUUUAUCGGUUCUGGAGGUUGGACUUACCGAGCGCAAGGUCGCGGGCACGGGGGCCAACAGCGUCAGUUCCCGGAGUCAUGGGUUCUUCUGUUUGGAGGUCAAGAGAAGGAUGCGCAACAAGAGGACCGGUGAAGAGACGUGGAUGGGCAAUACACUCACUGUGGCAGAUCUAGCUGGCUCCGAGCGCGCGAGAACUGCAAAGACGGCUGGAUCUACUCUUGCUGAGGCAGGCAAGAUUAACGAAAGCUUGAUGUAUCUUGGGCAAUGUCUACAGAUGCAAAGCGAUAUUCAGGAAGGCAACAAGGCUACUAUGGUCCCAUUCAGGCAGUGCAAGCUCACGGAGCUCCUCUUUUCCAACUCUUUCCCUUCGCCUGGUCAGGCUUUUGGCCAAUUCCGUCACCCCCAGAAGGCCAUUAUGAUUGUGACUGCUAAUCCGUGGGGAGACUACAAUGCCACUUCGCAAAUCCUUCGCUACUCCGCUCUGGCACGCGAAGUUGCCGUUCCCCGAGCCCCCUCGGCCACCGAAUCCAUCUUGUCAAGCACACUUGGCUCUCGCCAUGGAUCCAUUGGCGAAGGCGACUCGGCAAAUGCAGCCGCUGCUGAAGAGUUGGAGAAAGCACUCGCUGAGAUCGAGCGACUCAGAGCCGAGAAUGAGAACCUCUCGGUCAGACUCGCGGAGGAGGAGAUCGUAAGAACGGACUUGGCCGUGCGACUCAAGGCAAGCGAAGAAAUGUGUCUCACCAUCGAACAAGAAGUUCGUGAAGAGUGCUGGAACGAGAUGGAUGAGAGAAUGGAGGAAGAAAGGCGCCGAUGGCAGACUGCCUGGGACGAGCAAACGGGUCAUAACGAAGAACACCUGGAUAAGAAGCUCGAGCUAUUCUCCCGUGGCUUCCAGAUCCACGAAGACCCAGACACAGCCACCAACGAGCGCAUGGAAGACCUGGAAUUCGAAAACGACCAGCUGCGCAAGAAGAUCGCCGCAUUAGAGCGCGAACUGACCUGUCGAUCGCCCACCAAGAAGACCAGAGCCAAGCCCCCCACCACCACCACCACAACCACGCUCGAACCCUCCCGCAACACCAACAUUCUAGGCCGCGAGAGCGACAUCGAGAACGCCCUGAAGCGCAUGGAUCAGCUCAAGCUGGCAGAUAGCAUAUUCUCGCCGGCCCCGCCGCCUCACUCGUCCCCGGGCAAGAAACAUCGCAAGAUGGCCACGAGGAAGUGGGAUCUGGCGCCUGAGGAGGAUAUCUACUAAUCGCGCUUUCGGAUGGCUGGCCUUGUUUUGCUCCGUUGUCGUCGAGGUGGUUAUCUUCUAAACAGCCAUUGAGACUGAACAAUUUUCCCGUUGGAGGAUUUCUUGCCUGUGCUUAUUUGGGGGUUUUGCUUCUGUGUGGGUUAUGUAUGAUAUCCGUCUCGUCUGGACUGCUGGUUGGCGUUUUGUGCGUGCUUGUUUAUUACCGGAGAUUCUAGUACUCGAGCCGAUAACUAUUCAUGUCGAUAGU